UUUACCUUGGCUGGCAGUUGGUCCAGUUGCCAAGUGUGUAUUGCAUGUGUUUGUCGUCGGUGCCGCUAUAAGCAUUCCACCAGCCAAACGGGUACGAUUGGAAAGAAAUUCAUUUUUUCUCCAGAAUUGACAAACAGUGGCAUCGAGGCGUCGUCGGAGCAUCCUAUAUCUGCUAAAUCUUAAGAAGAAAAACAAGCUCUUUUUGUAGGGGGAGCGCAUCGCGGUGAAAUGUGUUGCUGUUGAUGCGGUACACCGCGUGCAGUACACAACCACACACACACACACAAUCACAGCACGCACGUUCCACGAUGGUGCUGCCCAACAUUCUCGUGACAGGUACGCCCGGCACGGGUAAGUCGGAACUGUGCCGGCAGCUGGCGGACAAGCUCGGCUUCCGGUGGCAGAACGUGAGCGAGAUCGUGACCGAGCACAAGUUCGUGGAGGAGUACGACGAGGAGUUCGAGUGCCCGGUGCUGGACGAGGACCGGCUGCUCGACCAUCUCGAGCCGCUGAUGCAGGAGGGCGGCUGCGCGGUCGAGUACCACAGCUCGGAGUUCUUCCCGGAGCGCUGGUUCGCGUCGGUCUGGGUCGUCCGCUGCUCGACCUCGCUGCUGUACGACCGGCUGCAGGCGCGCGAGUACGGCGAGCGCAAGAUCAAGUCGAACAUGGAGUGCGAAAUCUUCCAGAUACCGCUGGACGAGGCGCGGGACGCGUACCGGAAGGAGAUCAUCCACGAGGUGACGAGCGACACGGCGGCGGAUCUGGACGCGACGGUCGAGCGCGUGCGUGACUGGCUGGAGCAGUGGAAGGCGAAGCACAAUAAAUCGUAAACCCCCCCCCAUCAAUUCAA
Molecule: messenger RNA, 850 nt
Organism: Anopheles merus
Lineage: Eukaryota; Metazoa; Arthropoda; Insecta; Diptera; Culicidae
Gene: Ak6
Product: adenylate kinase isoenzyme 6 homolog
Exons: 2
Coding region: 243-830 (195 amino acids)
Cellular component (GO): cytoplasm; nucleus
Molecular function (GO): ATP hydrolysis activity; ATP binding; AMP kinase activity
Source: RefSeq, a predicted model, not a curated record